AUGAUCCAAAUCAAGUCAGAGCCAAUGGAAGAAAAACCGCCUCAGGAGAAGAGCAAGUUCAAUCCAAGUAAGAGACGAUGUGCCUAUACGCAUGAAGAUGACAUGGAGCUCAUCUACUAUUUUUUGGAAAAGUAUCGAGCUGGAGAUCCUGAGGCUAUGAAGAAACAGGGGAAAAGGUUGUGGGAGCCAGUGAUUGAGGAGAAGCAGUGGGAACGCCAGUCCAGCGCGGUGGAGUCACAGUAAGUGAAGAAACUUUUUUCUAUAACCAAUUUUGAAAAAAUGGCAAGAACUUUCUAUACGAAACAUAAAAUGGCAAAAACUUUCUAUACAAAAGAUAAAAUGGCAAAAACUUUCUUUACAAGGUUUAAUAAGUUUUAUAUUUUCAGCUUUCGAAAGAUCGUAGUUCAAAAGUUGUUUGACUUCAACCUCCCAGGUACGGAUGUAUUCAUAUUGGCAGUUCAUUUUGAUGUUGCUGUUGAUUCUAUUCUCAAGGCUCAGUAAGUUUUUUACUUUAUAUUGUUUUAACUACUACUUCUACUGCACCCUUACGCCUGUUUCUUUUCUUGUUCCUAUCCCUACUCCUACUCUUAUCUUUACCCUUACCUAUACUCUUGCCUCUACCGCUGUUUCUAUAUCUUUACCUCUACUCCUACUCUUUUAACUUUCAUGCUUUACCCUUAUUCUUGGCUCUAUUCCUACCCAUACUCCUAUUCUUUAGAAGUGAGAAACGGCCCGGGUCUAUUUUUAAGGCUUGGCUCAGGCCCGGGGAUUAAUGUCGAUGGUCGGCCCGUUUUCAUUCUUAGCUCAGGCCGUCCGGCCCAAAUUUUUUUAUGUGCAAACGGGCUGGACCGGGCCUUGAUUUUCAGCCGGCCUGACAUGUCUUUCAGAACCGGCCUGGUCUAAAUUUAGCUCAAGACCGACCCGAUCGCCAUGUCUAAUCGGGCCGAGUCUACACGGCUCGUUUCUCACCUCUACUACUCUUAAAUCUACCACUACCCUUUCCCUACUCUUACAACUCUUCAUACAGCUGCUCCUAAUGCAGUUCUUUUUAUACCUUGAGUCUUUCUUUUACCCUAUCUUUGCCUUUAUUGCUUUAUCAAUACUUACUGUUGUCUCUGCCCUCAAUAGGAAUGCAGGCUGCUGAACACAUUUUAUACGAUGAAUUUCAAUAUUUUAUUUAACUUUUAUUAUAAAAUGCCAUUCUUUUUCAGACUAGAAGUAAAAUACAACUGCCGAAUUGACACAAACACUUUUGGUCAUAUUGUAGGAGCCUUUGGUCCAAAUGGGGAAGAACUUCAUUAUUAUGGAUGUGUGGAUUCGGUUAGAGAAGUCACGAAAAAGGAGUUUCGCCCGCGUCGGCGAAGGGAUCGGGAUGAGUAGGUUUUUUGUAAAAUACGUGCGCAUUAGUUUUGUGUCUAAAUUUUAAAAUUUGUAAAGAAAGUUCUUGCCGUUUAUUAGUUUUUAAAGAAUGUUUUUGCGAUUUUUUGUUUUGUAAAGAAAGUUCUUGCCAUUUUAUGUUUUGUAAAGAAAGUUCUUGCUAUUUUUUGUUUUGUAAAGAAAGUUCUUGCCAUUUUAUGUUAUGUAAAGAAAGUUCUUGCCAUUUUUUGUUUUGUAAAGAAAGGUCUUGCCAUUUUAUGCUUUGUAAAGAAUGUUCUUGCUAUUUUCUCUACUGUAAACUAAAUUCUUGCGUAAUUUUAGAACAUUCGAAACCACAGCCAAGAUAUCUCGCCUAGGACAUUCAAUGGUUCAACAACAAGCAAUGGGUCUACAUUUGCCUACAACUUCAGAAGAGGCCUUCAAUGGCACUGUCAAUAACAAUGAAACGGAAAAUGUCAUGGACGAGACCUUUGUGUAGGUUUUUAUUAGUUUUAAUGUUAUAGUAGGCGAUGGUUGAUAGUUUGAUUUCACAGUAGGCUUGAGCUACUUGAAAUCUAUUUGUUAUGUUACAGUAGGAUAUGAUUGAUACUUUUUUGUGUUACAGUAGGUUUGAGCUAUUUUAAACGGAUUUUUUAUGUUACAGUAAGCAGGGCCGGGCGGGGACUUUUGGUCUGGGGGCGGGGGUCCAAAAAAUCGGCACAGGUAGCCGUAAGCUAAACUCAAGAUUUUUAUGUUACAGUAACCCAAACUCAAUGUUUUUAUUUUCUCAACCCAAAAAUUACAGUAACCUUCUGGCCGGCCUCGACAAACUAGCCAAGGACAAUAUGUUCCCUCAAAUCGUCAAUAACAAUAUGCCAAUCAACCAGUCCGGCCCAUUGGCCACCCCAAGCGGCCCAACGAUAUUAGACAUGACGAAGGCGGCUCUCGUGGACAGAUUAAUGGCCGUUGUUAAUGGAAAAAUGAAUCCAGAAGAGUUCGAUCAAUGCGACAUCUUCGCAAGGGCUAAUGGAUGCAGGUUCAUGAUCAAUAUUGUAGGUUUUCAAAGGAGUUUUGGGCUUGGGAUUGGGGUUAGUGGACUUAGAAAACUUAGGCUUAGCCUUAUGAUUCGGCUUAGUGGGCGUAGGAAGCUUACUAAACGCAAAACUUAGGCUUAUUUUUGGAUUUAGGAUUAGGCUUAGCGGGCUUAUAAAGAGGAUUAACGGGUUUUUGCUUUCACUCAGGCUUACAAUUAGUGUUAGAUUUAAGGUUUGGCUUAGGGUCAGCGGACUUAGAAAGCUUAGGCUUAGUGGGCUUAGGCUUAGUAGGCUUAGGCUUAGUAGGCUUAGGCUUAGUAGGCUUAGGCUUAGUAGGCUCAGGCUUAGUAGGCUUAGGCUUAGUAGGCUUAGGCUUAGUAGGCUUAGGCUUAGUAGGCUUAGGCUUAGUAGGCUUAGGCUUAGUAGGCUUAGGCUUAGUAGGCUUAGGUUUAGGAGUCUUAGGAUUAGCUUUUUGAAAUAGUUUUAAAAACCAAGCUUAACAUAGCUAGAUUUAGGCUUAAAAUAUGUACUAACAAUGCCAUUUUCAGUUAAAAUCCAUCUUAACUACUCUGUUUAAUGGUAGUUCAGAAGAACUGCGCCACUUUGAUAAAAAGCACCGCCUUAUGCGAAGAAAACGAAGAUCAGACCCAAAUAUGGAGAAGGCAGUAGAAGUGGCAGGCAAUGAACCUACCACAAGUUUGGGUAACAUUUUCGAAAAACAAAGUAAUGGCAACGAAGUGGGCUGGGACAAUAUCAUUGAAAUGCUGGAAUCGACCAAACAAGAAGCAUGUGCGGUCGAAAAUGUAGUCGAAAUGGAUGGUGAUGACACGCUGGUCAUUAAUAAUGACGUUGAGGAGGUAGGGAUUGUUAAAAAGUUUUACAAAAUUGAAAUUUUAGCAUGUUUUUAGGUAUGAACUUUAGGAAAAAUAGGGUUUUUAGGUAUAGAAGUAGGGUUAAAAAUUGAUUUUUUGGGUAUUAAAUUAAAUAAAACUAAGGUUUUUAGGUAUAAAAUUGAGUUUGAAAUGGAUUUUUUGGUUUAAAAUUGAAAAAAGUUGAUGUUUAGGUAUAAAUUUGAAAAAAAAUGAUUUUUAGGUAUAAAACUGUAGAAAAAGGUGAUUAUCAUGUAUAAAAUUGAAUAAAACUUGGGUUUUUAGGUACAAAAUUACUUUUUAGAUGGAUUUUUUUGGGUUUGAAAAACACUGAAAAAUUGAUUUUUAGGUAUAGAAUGGAAGAAAAAAUUGAUUUUUAGCCUAAAAAAAGUAAUGAAAAAUCAAUUUGUAGGUAUAAAAUGGGAUAAACUCGUGAUUUCAAAGUGUGAAAUUGAAAGAAAGUUGCUUUUUACAUACACAUUGAUAUUAAGACUUGGGUUUCAGGUAUAAAAUUGAGUUUGAAACGAAUUUUUUGGUUUAAAAAUUGAAAAAAAAUUUAAUGUUUAGGUAUAAAGUGGAACAAAAAGCUGAUUUUUAGGUAUAAAGUUGAACAAAAAGCUGAUUUUUAGGUAUAAAGUUGAACAAAAAGCUGAUUUUUAGGUAUAAAGUUGAACAAAAAGCUGAUUUUUAGGUAUAAAGUUGAACAAAAAGCUGAUUUUUAGGUAUAAAGUUGAAUAAAACUUUGGUUUUUAGAUAUAAAAUUGAGAUUGAAAUUGAUUGAAAAGUCGAUUUUUAGGUAUAAAGUUGAAGAAAAAGUUGAUUUUUAAUUCAAAAACGUAAAGAAAAAUCUGAUCUUUAGGUAUAAAACUGAAUAAAACUCGGGGUUUUAGGUAUAAAAUUGAGUUUUUAGUGAAUUGUUGAGCUUGAUUUUGGUUGAAAAAUUGAUUUUUAGGUAUAAAGUUAAACAAAAAGCUGAUUUUUAGGUAUAAAAAACUGAUUUUUUUUGGCAUAUAUGGGGGAUAAAAUUGACGAAAAAGUGGGGUUUUUAUGUAUAAAACUGAAUAAAAAAUUGAUUUUUAGUUAUAAAAUUUAAUUAAAAUUCAAAAAUUUUUGAUUUUAAAAAUAUAAUAAUUGCCGUUUUCAGCCAGCCGAAGCCUCACCGCCAGCCGAAGAAGAGAAUCCGAUCGAUCUUCUCUCUGCUCUAUUCAAAGCCACCCCCAAGAAAAUGAUCAAGCCCUCGAAUGGAACGAAAAAGCAAAAUGAAAAAGCGAAAAAUUUAAGUUUUAAAAAUCAGGAAUUAGUGACCAGUACUCCAAUCGGCCAUGGCGACUUUUUUGAUGUGACAAGAGAGGAGGCGGCCAGGAGGGCGGCAGUGGAGCCAGAGCUGGUUGAGGAUUGUAGGUUUUUUAACUUUUGGGGGGGGAGGGGGGGGAGAGGGUGACUAUGAGGGGUGGCCUUUUUGAAAUUUUAUUGUAGUGGGAGGGGAGGGGGUAUUAUGAAUGUUGCAUUUUUUUGAGAGGAGGGGGGGGGGUAAUUGUGGGGGUGAUGUUUUUUAAGUUGUUUUACGGGGUGGGGGAGGGGGUGAUUAUGAGUGUGGUAUUUUUGGAAAAUUUCUUUGAAGGGGUGGGGCGGGGAGGGGGUGGUGGUGUUUUUUGAAGAUUUUUUUUGGAGUUGGAGAGGUGAAAUCCUACCCAGCUUUACUCUGCCUAUAUUUUAUUCUACCCAACUUUACCCUGCCCAACUUUACCUUACCCGACUUUAACCUACCCAACUUUACCCUGCCUUGCCCUGAUCAACUUUACCCUGCUUUACCUUGCCUACACUUUACCCUACCCUACUUUACCCUGCCUUACCUUGACCAACUUUACCCUUCUUUACCCUGCCUACACUUUACCCUACCCUAUUUUACCCUGCCUUGUGCUAAAAUUAGUUUUUUAGUACCAGAUCGUACCAAAAAAUUAAUCUUUUAGUACCACAUGUAUAAAAUGUCAUAUUUUUAGCAUUCUGUCUAACUGCACCGACCUCAGACUCUCAACGACCGGACAAUGACAUCACUUUCAGGUACCAACCCGACUCUCCAAGUGUCUGCUGA
Molecule: messenger RNA, 5351 nt
Organism: Bursaphelenchus okinawaensis
Lineage: Eukaryota; Metazoa; Nematoda; Chromadorea; Rhabditida; Aphelenchoididae
Source: the annotation of a GenBank genome assembly